AAAAGGUCCGUCGCUCGUUGUUCGAUCAUCAUUCGGUGCUCUCUCUUCUGAUUACCCAGAACUAGCUGAUCCAGAAAAAAGCCCGCACACACCAUGGCAUCCUUGAAGCUAUGGGUACUCAGCUGUCUCGUCCUGAGCGCAACCUGCGUCAAGAUUGAGAAGAAGAAGACCAUUUCCUCAGCGAAGGAUCUCGUAGCCGCUGCUACUGGCUAUGUAGGAGGCGGUGGUGGUGGCGGAUACGGGGGAAGUAGUGGAGGUGGAGGUUAUGGAGGAGGUGGAGGAGGCGGUGGCGGAGGAUAUGGUGGAGGUGCUGGAGGCAAAGGAACCACAAUCCUCCUGGCUAUUCCAGUUUCCCUAAACGGAGGUGGCAAGGGAGGUGGUAGCGGUGGGGGCUACGGUGGAUCUUCUGGAGGUGGAGGAGGAUAUGGAGGAUCCUCCGGCGGCGGAGAAGGUUAUGGAGGAGGCUCAUCAGGAGAUUAUGGCGGUAGCAUUUCUCUUGGUGGUGGAUAUGAUGCUGGUUCUACUGGUGGAGACUAUGGGGGAGCUUCUCUUGGAGGAGGAUAUGGUGGAGACAUUGGCGGGGAAUAUGGAGGCGGCAAAGGAGGAGAUGGAGGAUAUGGAGCUGCUCUCGGUGGUGAUGGUGGAUAUGGUGGUAAAGGUGGUGAUGGAGGAUAUGGUGCUGCUCUUGGAGGAGUAUCUAGUGGAUAUGGUGGAUCUUCCGAAGGAGGAUAUGGAGGUGGGUCUGCUGGUGGAUAUGGAGGCGGAUCUUCGGGAGGCGGUAAAGUUCAAAUAAUCACCCUUGGAAGUGCAGGCGGUGGAUACGGAGGAAGCAGUGGUGGCGGCGGAGGAUACGGUGGAAGCAGCGGAGGAUAUGGUGGAAGCAGUGGUGGUGGAGGAGGUUAUGGAGGGAAAAGCAGCGGAGGUGGAGCAGGUUAUGGAGGAAGCAGCGGAGGUGGAGGAGGAUAUGGAGGAAGUAAUGGUGGAAGCGGUGGUGUAACUCUCCUUGGUCUUAGUAUCAGUAGCUUGGGAGGUGGCAAAUCAGAAGGUGGAUCUGGAGGCUAUGGUGGUGGAUCUUCUGGAGGAUAUGGAGGUAGUAGUGGAGGAUCUGGAGGAUAUGGAGGCAGUAGUGGUGGAGCUGGAGGAUAUGGAGGAAGCGGUGGGGAUGAUUACUCUGCAGCUUUAAGUGCUCUUGGAGGUAGUUAUGGUGGUAGCAGUGGUGGUGGAGGAUAUGGAGGUUCAGUUGGAGGAGGAAAGGGAGGCAGUGGUGGAUAUGGAGGUGGACUUGGUGGCGGUUUAGGUGGAUAUGGUGGCUCUGGAGGAAAGAGUGGUGGACUCGGAGGUGGAUAUGGAGGUGGUAGCGGAGGUGGAAAGGGUGGCUAUGGAGGUGGUCUUGGUGGACUAGGUGGUGGAUAUGGAAGUGGAAGCGGAGGAGGAAAAGGCGGUUAUGGAGGAGGUCUUGGUGGUGGUCUUGGAGGAGGUUACGGAGGCGGAAGCGGAGGUGGCAAAAGCGGAGGAUACGGAGGCAGCAGCGGAGGUGGUGGAGGUUAUGGAGGAAGCAGCGGCGGUGGAGGAGGAUAUGGAGGAAGUGGUGGAAUCAGCAAAGGAGGCUUUGGUGGUGUUUCUAGUUACGGAGGCGGUGACUGGUCCUGGUGAUUAGAGAGCUGAGCAGGAUCUCCUAUUGUGAAUAUUUUUUAUUGGAAGGACUUUUUUUAGUGUUGCAGCUGCUUUUGUCAGCUGCUCCCUGUACAGUUAGUUGUUCAUGUGCUCACUCACUAAAGGCAUUAUUCCAUGUCACAGCUGCGACGUGUUCCACAGACCUCGCAGGCUCUUUCCCACCAGCUUCCAUUCGUGCCACGAAUGCUUGAAUCACUGGCGAGGAAGAUGCUUCGCAUACGAGUAAUAUUUGGAGGUUCGCGGGAUCCACUGGAAGGAUGCGCAUGCGCAGUUCCCGCCUCAUGCAUAGCAUCGUCGAACCUUAAAUGUUAAUCGUCUGUACUUCGAGGUUCCUAAUUUGUAAAAAAAAAAAAAAAAAAUGCAAACAUAGAACCCGAGAAGCGCCCUGUACUUUUUUCCUUGCGAUAAAAG
Molecule: messenger RNA, 2085 nt
Organism: Argiope bruennichi
Lineage: Eukaryota; Metazoa; Arthropoda; Arachnida; Araneae; Araneidae
Exons: 3
Coding region: 94-1653 (519 amino acids)
Source: RefSeq, a predicted model, not a curated record